Molecule: messenger RNA, 1158 nt
Organism: Maniola jurtina (meadow brown)
Lineage: Eukaryota; Metazoa; Arthropoda; Insecta; Lepidoptera; Nymphalidae
Exons: 7
Coding region: 70-1143 (357 amino acids)
Source: RefSeq, a predicted model, not a curated record
CACAAAUCUGUUUUUCAAGUACAAAAUAUUACAAAAUAAUAUUAUUAAAGGAAUAAUUAAUUAAGGAAAAUGCCUUUUAAAAAGAAAAUGAAAGGAUUGCCUAGCGACAAGUUACCCGCAGAUGGUUUGAUGAGCCGAGACUUGGAGGCUUUGAAUCCGUACCAGCUCGCAUGCAUUCAAAGACUUGGCAAUACCUUGCAAUUGGAACAAGAAACAUAUUUGCUGCGGCACCCUGAGGUAAAAGCUAUGCUAGAACUGUUUAUUGGCAAAAUGACGCAAAAGAACAAAAGGAAAGGAGUUUUAAAAGAGGCUGCUGAGCACUUCACUAGACCUACCGCGGAGCUCGAUAGAGAAAUACUUGAAAGGCUUAAUUUACGUUCUCAAGGACCAUAUACACAGGGCAUGAACGUACCAGAACGAUAUUUCGACAAAAAUUUAAUGGAUGAUUUAAGGAAGCUUAUAAACGUUUACGAUAAACCUGACUCACCAAAGUUGUCUACUCCUGUGGCAUCAACAAUAAACACGGAAUCGUCAUCUUUUAUGUCCAUUCAAACAUCAGACACCACAUUGUCUACUCCUGAACCCAUACCAACGCCUGAAAUGACGCUCUCCGAAACAUUGUUCUCCUUUGUCUCGAACACCGUUGAUAAAGCGAUAUUCCUCAGAGUCGACGACGAGAUUCUAAACUAUGAUACAGCUUACAUAGAACUAUCUAAAGCUGUUGAGAGAGCUAUGGAGAUACCGGUGAUUGAGAUAAGAUUAGACAUCGCUGAACUUCUACAGAAUGCCUAUGAUAUGUUUGAAUUUAAAAUCAUGGAACAAGAAAGGAUUGCUGCCGAAAUUGCUUGGGAAAAAAGAAUGAGGAAGAAAUUAAAGAGAACAUUGAGGCGUUUGGACAAUUUUAAAGGAUACGAAACGCCACCUACGCCUAAAAGUGAGAUUUCAUCCCAUGAGAGCUAUAAAGUACCACCUCCACGCCCAUGCAUAUGCCACCCGCAAUUUCAUUAUAACCGAUAUCCAAAGGACAGGUUUGGGAUAUAUUUGCCAAGUGAAAAUAACUUUAGCACUGGCAACGUGACUGUAACGCCAGAAAUAUCUGAAUCCAGUGAUAAUGAUCAUGCUGAAGAUACACCAGCUAGUUAAAUAUUAUUGCAUUCU